AUGAAAUUCAAGGAAAGCUUUACCAUCAAUCAGUCUGCAUCUGUUGAUGGCUCCGCUUAUUCGAAAGUUUCGUUGUGGAAGCCUGAAAGUGGCGAUUGCUGCAAGUGGUGCGGUGUUAAGUGCAAUAAGGACACGGGUCAUGUGAUCAGUCUCGACCUUAGCAGCUGCUUUCUUUAUGGCUCGAUCAACUCCAGUAGCAGUCUCUUCCAGCUUGCUCACCUCCAGAGCCUUAAUCUUGCUGACAAUGACUUUAAGUCUUCUCGAAUUCCAACUGGUUUUAGACAACUUUCGAGGCUAACAAACCUCAAUCUCUCUUAUUCUGUAUUUUCUGGCCAGAUCACUUCAGAAAUUUUAGAGCUCUCUAACUUAAUUUCCCUAGAUCUCUCAAGGAAUUCAUUGAAGCUCCAAAAGCCUGGGCUCACAAGUAUAGCUCGCAAGUUAACAAACUUGAAAGAACUACAUCUUAGUGAGGUUAACAUAUCAUCCACUGUACCCAAUAUCUUGGCAAACUUAUCUUCUUUAACAUCUCUUAUUCUAGCAGGUUGUGGCUUGCAUGGUGAGUUUCCCACAGGAAUUUUUCAUCUACCGAAUCUUCGGUCUCUUGAUGUGAGAGACAAUACAAAUCUCAACGGAAGAAUGCCAGAAUUUAACAGGAGCCGCCCCCUCGAAUCAUUGGCACUUUCUUCGACGAGUUUCUCCGGUGAGAUACGGCACUCAAUUGGUAAAUUGAAGUCCCUACAUUAUUUUGAUGUCGAAGGAUGCAAUUUCUUUGGACCAAUGCCAUCUUCACUUGGUAAUCUUACCCAACUAAUCUCGCUACAACUAGCAAGUAAUUGGUUGCAUGGCGAGUUUCCCAUAGGAAUUUUUCAUCUACCGAAUCUUCGGUCUCUUGAUGUGAGCGACAAUGCAAAUCUCACCGGAAGAAUGCCAGAAUUUAACAGGAGCAGCCCCCUCGAAUCAUUGGCACUUGCUGGGACGAGUUUCUCCGGUGAGAUACCGCACUCAAUUGGUAACCUAACCCAACUAAUCUCACUACAUCUAGAGGAUAAUUGGUUUCAUGGUCAGUUUCCCAUAGAAAUUUUCCAUUUGCCCAAUCUUCGGUCUCUUCUUGUGAGUUUUAAUCAAAAUCUCACCGGAAGCAUUCCGGAAUUUAACAGAAGCAGCCACCUUGAAAUAUUGAGACUUUCUGGGACGAAUUUCUCUGGUGAGUUACCAGAAUCAAUUGGUAAACUUAAUUCCUUGUAUUAUUUUGGGGCUAGAAAUUGCAAUUUGCUUGGACCAAUGCCGUCUUCACUUGGUAACCUUACCCAACUAACCUUCCUACAACUAGGGUAUAAUGGCUUGCAUGGUUCAAUUCCACAGUCAAUAUCUAGGCUUGUGAAUCUUGAAUAUCUCGAUAUAUCUUCUAAUCACUUGAGUGGCACCGUAAAAUUUGACUUGUUUCUGAAACUCGAAAACCUCACUCAUCUCAGUCUAUCUGGUAACAAUAUUUCAUUGCUUACAAAGCCAAGUAUCAACGCAACUCAUCCAAAAUUUGCAUCUUUAUUUCUAGCUUCUUGUGACUUAAGUGAAUUCCCAGAUUUUCUAAAGCACCAAGAUAACUUGUUGUCUUUGGAUCUUUCUCACAACAAGAUUCAUGGCCAAAUUCCAAAAUGGAUUUGGAAUUUAAAUAAAGAAACUCUUGCUGAGUUAUAUUUAAAUUCCAACUCUCUGACUGGUUUUGAUCAACUUCCACUUUUUCCCACCAGGACUAAUCUAAUGAUUUUGGAUCUUAGUUCUAACAAGCUUCGAGGUUCACUCCCAGUCCCACCACCUUCUAUCCGUUGGUAUUCUAUCUCAAACAACACACUGACCGGAGAAAUCCCACAAUCAAUUUGCAAUUUCAGUUCAAUUCUUAUUCUUGAUUUGUCAAGCAAUUACUUGAGUGGCUUGCUUCCACAAUGUUUAGGCAACUUGAGUGAUUCUCUCACUGUUCUAAAUCUACACGACAAUAACUUCCAUGGGACUAUUUCCGAAAUAUUUGCAAAAGGAAAUGAUUUGGAGAUGAUUGAUUUUAGCCAAAAUAAAUUACAGGGGCGCCUACCAAGAUCAUUGGCAAAUUGUACGAAUCUUGAAGUUCUUAAUCUGGGAAACAAUCAGAUGAAUGAUGCUUUCCCUUCUUGGCUAGGCAUUCUUCCAGAGUUGAGGGUUCUCAUUUUGCGAUCUAAUGGAAUCUAUGGCGAAAUGGAAAGUUCUAAUAGCAGUUUUGAUUUCCCAAACAUACGCGUCAUUGACCUCUCACAUAAUAAUAUUACUGGUGAGUUGCCCUCUCAAUACUUCCAGAAUUGGAAAUCCAUGCAGAGCAUUGGGGUACAUGGUUUAAUGUACAUGCAAUCAAAUUUCUAUUCGACCUACAUCUACUCGAUGACACUUAUCAACAAAGGCACGAAGAUAGUAUAUGAAAGGAUCUUAGUUUUCUUCAUGGCUAUUGAUCUCUCAAGCAACAAAUUCAAAGGAGAAAUUCCAGAAGUUGUGGGGCAUCUGAAAGAACUUAAAUUGCUCAACCUCUCUAACAACUUUCUUACAGGUCCUAUACCAUCAUGCUUGGGGAACUUAACGGAGCUAGAAUCAUUGGAUUUCUCUCAAAACAAGUUGGAUGGUGUGAUCCCUUUUCAACUCACGCAACUGACAUUCCUUGAAUCCUUUAAUGUCUCCCAUAAUCUUCUCACAGGACUUAUACCACAAGGGAAUCAAUUUGGCACAUUUCCUAACAGUUCGUUUGGUAAUAAUCCUAAAUUAUGUGGAAGCCCUUUGGCAAACAAAUGUGGAAAUUCUAAGGAUGCACCUCCUCCACCGUUAACCUUUGAAGGGAAUCACAGUUCAGAUUUUAUAUUUGAAUUCAGUUGGAAAGUAGUUGCGAUGGGAUAUGGAUGUGGAUUCAUGCUUGGACUUGUUCUUUGGCAAAUUAUGAUAAGGAAGAAGCAUGAUUGGGUUAUGAAGACUCUUGCAAUUGGGCAACCAAAACCAAGAAGGGUGAAUUGGAGGAUGGGACAGAGAAAUUAA
Molecule: messenger RNA, 3042 nt
Organism: Corylus avellana
Lineage: Eukaryota; Viridiplantae; Streptophyta; Magnoliopsida; Fagales; Betulaceae
Source: RefSeq, a predicted model, not a curated record